AUGUCACGUGGGCUUGGGAAGGCUGUUCAUGUAAAAGAUUACGUCAGAGACAAUGUACGAAUGCUGAUAAAGAAGGGUUGGCAGGACAACGCCUUCAAUCAAUUUGUUAGCGAUUUGAUAUCCGUUGACCGCGCCUUGCCCGAUUUUAGGGACGAAUGGUGUCGUCAACCAUACUAUCUCAGCAAUUCACACGCGGUGACUAUAAUAAUAUGUUUCCAUAACGAAGCGUGGUCAACAUUGCUACGUACAAUACAUUCCGUGCUGUAUUGCUCGCCUGCACAAUUAUUAAGAGAAAUUAUACUUGUAGACGAUUAUUCUGAUAAGCCUCAUCUGAAAGAAACCUUAGGAGCUCAUAUUCGGAAAUAUCCCAAAAUACGUCUAAUUAGAGCUACACGCCGAGAAGGAUUGAUAAGAUCGCGGAUAAUAGGUGUGAAGCAGGCGACUACUAGCAUAGUAGUGUUUCUUGAUAGCCAUUGUGAAUGUACUGAGGGUUGGCUCGAACCGUUAAUAGAAAGGAUCGUAGAAAACAACAAAACAGUAGUUAGUCCAGUAAUUGAUUUCAUUGACCCAUCCACGUUUGAAUACGUACCACAGAAGAGUGAAGACCUUCAGAUCGGUGCUUUCAACUGGAAUUUGAACUUUGUAUGGACACCGAUACCAAAAAAUGUUGCAGCUCAAAGAGCUAAUAACUUAGAUAAACCAAUAAAUACGCCAACUAUAGCAGGAGGUUUGUUUGCUAUAGACAAAGACUUUUUUCGUUAUCUCGGUUAUUAUGACGAGAAAUUCGAGAUAUGGGGAGGGGAGAAUUUGGAAUUGUCAUUCAAAGUGUGGAUGUGUGGCGGGACAUUGGAGAUUGUCCCGUGCUCACAUGUGGGACACGUUUACAGGACGAUUUUUCCUUAUGAAGGUUCCCAGGACAAUUUUAAGAGAAAUUCCGUGCGAUUGGCAGAGGUUUGGCUUGAUGAGUACGCACAAUAUUUUUACGACAGAAUCGUAAACCAGAAAGGAGAUUUCGGUGAUGUUAGUGAAAGGAAAAUAUUGCGCGAAAAACUAAAAUGCCAUUCAUUUGACUGGUAUCUGAAUAACGUGUUUCCCGAUUUGGUUGUACCUAAUGACACAGCUGCGAAUGGUCAGGUCUGGUACCACCUUUAG
Messenger RNA from Bicyclus anynana (squinting bush brown), 1152 nucleotides. RefSeq names its product putative polypeptide N-acetylgalactosaminyltransferase 9. The record is from RefSeq and is a predicted model, not a curated record. Gene Ontology annotation, cellular component: Golgi apparatus. The transcript has 6 exons. Bases 1 to 1152 code for a protein of 383 amino acids. NCBI's taxonomy places the organism in Eukaryota, Metazoa, Arthropoda, Insecta, Lepidoptera, Nymphalidae.